UUACAUUCAGCUUCUUCCUUAAUGUCAAAUGAGUGCUGUUAACGUUCCUUCAGGAAACUUCAGCAGAGAAAAACUUUUGCUUCACAUCUCAUCAAAUCUUCUGCAUCAAGCCACAUCAUGUUAAACAACCUUCUCCUGUUCUCCCUUCAGAUAAGUCUCAUAGGAACCACUCUUGGUGGAAAUGUUUUGAUUUGGCCAAUGGAAGGUAGUCAUUGGCUAAAUGUUAAGAUAAUUAUAGAUGAGCUCGUUAAAAAAGAGCAUAAUGUGACUGUCCUAGUUGCCUCGGGUGCACUUUUCAUCACACCAACCUCUAACUCAUCUCUGACAUUUGAAAUAUAUAAGGUGCCCUUUGGCAAAGAAAAAAUAGAAGGAGUAAUCAACGACUUCGUUUUGACAUGGCUGGAAAAUAGACCAUCUCCUUCAACUAUUUGGAGAUUCUAUCAGAAGAUGGCCAAAGCAAUCAAGAACUUCCAUAUAGUGUCUCGGGAGAUCUGUGAUGGUGUUCUUAAAAACCAACAGCUGAUGGAAAAGCUAAAGAAAAGCAAGUUUGAAGUCCUGGUGUCAGAUCCAGUAUUUCCUUGUGGCGAUAUAGUAGCUUUAAAACUUGGAAUUCCAUUUAUGUACUCCUUGAGGUUUUCUCCAGCCUCAACAGUGGAAAAGCACUGUGGGAAGGUACCAUACCCACCUUCCUAUGUUCCUGCUGUUUUAUCAGAACUCACCGACCAAAUGUCUUUCACUGACAGAAUAAGAAAUUUCAUCUCCUACCACCUACAGGACUACAUGUUUGAAACUCUUUGGAAAUCCUGGGAUUCAUACUAUAGUAAAGCUUUAGAUGGUAGCCAUUGGUUAAAUAUUAAGAUUAUUCUAGAAGAGUUGAUUCAAAGAAAUCACAAUGUGACUGUACUGGCUUCAUCAGCAACUCUAUUCAUCAACUCCAAUCCUGAUUCUCCUGUGAAUUUUGAAGUGAUACCUGUUUCCUACAAGAAGAGCAAUGUAGAUUCCUUAAUUGAGCAUAUGAUAAUGCUGUGGAUUGACCAUAGACCAACUCCUCUCACAAUAUGGGCUUUCUACAAAGAACUAGGAAACCUUCUAGACACUUUCUUUCAAAUUAAUAUGCAAAUCUGUGAUGGUGUACUAAACAACCCCAAGUUAAUGGAAAGACUUCAGAAAGGUGGUUUUGAAGUGUUAGUAGCAGACCCAGUAACAAUCUGUGGUGAUCUCAUUGCUCUGAAAUUAGGAAUCCCAUUUGUGUACACAUUGAGGUUCUCUCCAGCAUCAACAGUGGAGAGACACUGUGGGAAAAUCCCAGCACCGGUCUCCUAUGUACCGGCAGCCUUGUCAGAGCUCACUGACCAGAUGACUUUUGGUGAAAGGAUUAAAAAUAUGAUAUCUUAUUCUCUGCAAGACUAUAUAUUUCAGUCCUACUGGGGAGAAUGGAAUUCAUACUAUAGCAAAAUUUUAGGAAGACCCACUACCUUGUGUGAGACUAUGGGGAAAGCUGAAAUUUGGUUAAUCCGAACUUAUUGGGAUUUUGAAUUUCCUCGUCCAUACUUACCUAAUUUUGAGUUUGUUGGAGGAUUACACUGCAAACCUGCCAAAUCUUUACCUAAGGUUUUGUGGAGAUACGUAGGAAAGAAACCAGCCACAUUAGGAAACAAUACUCAGCUCUAUGAUUGGAUACCCCAGAAUGAUCUUCUUGGUCAUCCCAAAACCAAAGCUUUUAUCACUCAUGGUGGAACUAACGGGAUCUAUGAAGCUAUUUACCACGGAGUCCCUAUGGUGGGAGUUCCCAUGUUUGCUGAUCAGCCUGAUAACAUUGCUCACAUGAAGGCCAAAGGAGCAGCUGUGGAAGUGAACCUGAACACAAUGACAAGUGUGGAUUUGCUUAGCGCUUUGAGAACAGUCAUUAAUGAACCUUCUUAUAAAGAGAAUGCUAUGAGGUUAUCAAGAAUUCACCAUGAUCAACUUGUAAAGCCCCUGGAUCGAGCAGUCUUCUGGAUCGAGUUUGUCAUGCGCCACAAAGGAGCCAAGCACCUGCGCCCAGCUGCCCACAACCUCACCUGGUUCCAGUACCACUCUUUGGAUGUAAUCGGGUUCUUGCUGGUCUGUGUGACAAUGGCUAUAUUUUUGGUCAUACAAUGUUGUUUGUUUUCCUGUCAAAAAUUUGGUAAGAUAGGAAAGAAGAAAAAAAGAGAAUAGGUCAAGAGAAAGAGGAAAUUCUAUAUAUAUAUAAAAUUUAUAUAUAUAUAUAUAUGUUUGGCAAAAUCCUGAAUGUUAUAGUCCUAUUAAUUCCAGCCAAAAGGAGUUUAACAAAAACACAUCUCCCAUCCUGUUUCCAAAUUUUCUAUUUCUCUACCUGCAAUAAGCCUACUGAUAAACCCUAGAUUUUGGCAUGAUUAUCAUUAACUUGUGAGUUGUAGCCUUCUAUUUCUCCUUUGUCUUUCCCUGCUGACUAUACCCUCUUCCUUUCACUCUUCUGACACAAGGAUACUACCUAAUCUUAAAUAUGUUCUAUUGAUAGUAUCAAAUUAUUUUAUAGUUCACCUUAAUUAAUGAUUAACAUUAUGCUGAAUCCUGGUAAUGCAUACAGUGUAGAUAGAAUUUGAUAAGUGUAAGGAAGAGUCAAAUUCACAAGUUUUCAUAUACCAAAUAAUUCAGGGAGCCACCAUAGGACAGUAGUGUGUUAUGAUAAAGGUAAUGAUUUCCUUGUUUUAAUAAAAAUAAACUCUUCUGUGUGCUCAAUUUUGCAGGAGUUAGAGAAUGAAUUUUAAGUGUGAUGUGCAUCCCUAUUUAAUGUCUACAAAAUUUUUAUUGAGCAUAUCCAGAAAAUCACAGUGUAACUUGCCUGCCUUUCUUCAACAUAUAUUCUUAUAUAAGCUGUAGUGGAAGGUAUGGGUACUGUCUUUAAUAAAUAAAUCAAUUGACUCUUUGAUUUCAAGGUGAAAGUUCUGUGUUAUAUAUUGAAGGUGAACAGAUCAUAUAUAGAGGAUAUAAUAAAGAAAAAUCUAGAAAAUAAGUAAUUUUAUAAAAUUUUUAGUUAAGUGUUCAAAUAAUUACAUUAAAUAUCAAUUAAUUAUGUUUAAAAACACUAAUGUUCAUAAUAUAUAAUCACCAUUUGUAAUCAAAAGUUUAAUUUUAUGCGGAAAAAUAAAAAAUGCUUACUUGGAAUUUGA
This is a messenger RNA of Mandrillus leucophaeus (drill), 3173 nucleotides long. Its product is annotated as UDP-glucuronosyltransferase 2A1. The coding region runs from base 118 to 2199 and encodes 693 amino acids. The transcript is spliced from 7 exons. Gene Ontology annotation, molecular function: UDP-glycosyltransferase activity. Lineage: Eukaryota; Metazoa; Chordata; Mammalia; Primates; Cercopithecidae. The record is from RefSeq and is a predicted model, not a curated record.